Molecule: messenger RNA, 2473 nt
Organism: Pelmatolapia mariae (spotted tilapia)
Lineage: Eukaryota; Metazoa; Chordata; Actinopteri; Cichliformes; Cichlidae
Product: sulfotransferase 2B1-like
Exons: 6
Coding region: 57-920 (287 amino acids)
Biological process (GO): sulfation
Cellular component (GO): cytoplasm
Molecular function (GO): sulfotransferase activity
Source: RefSeq, a predicted model, not a curated record
UUUCAGCUCGAAGCUCUCAGAGCUGUUUUCAGUGAGCUGCUUCUGCUUGUUGAAGCAUGACUGAGACAGAGUUAUACACGCUGCACAAAGGCGUCUAUGUGCCUUCAAGUCUCCAUCCGCCCGAGAGCCUCAGGUACUACGAGGAGUUUACUUUUCGUCCGGAUGACAUCCUUAUUGUAACGUACCCCAAGUCUGGUACGACAUGGAUGCAGGAGAUUCUCCCUCUGAUCAUCAGCGGAGGGGAUCCGGCCUCCGUAGAGACUCUUCACAACUGGGACCGUGUUCCAUGGCUGGAGGAGAAUCGAGCCCGCACCCUCAACCUUGAAAAGAGGCCGUCUCCACGCAUGUUUACAACUCACUUCCACUACAGCAUGAUGCCGCCAUCCUUCUUUGAAGUUAAACCAAAGGUCAUCUAUGUCAUGAGGAACCCCAAAGAUGUGUUUACGUCUGCUUUUCACUAUUUCGGGUCAACUUCGUUCCUGGUGAAACCAGGCCCACAGAGCGAAUUCCUCCAGAAGUUCCUAGAUGGAGAAGUUAUAUUUGGUUCCUGGUUUGACCAUGUAAAGGGUUGGCUCAAUGCUAAAGAUAAAGAGUCUAUCAUGUACAUCUCCUAUGAAGAACUUUUAAAGGACCUGAAGGACUCUGUGACCAGAAUCGCUCAGUUCAUGGAGAAAUCUCUGGAUACUGAAGUAAUAGAGAAGAUAGCAGACCGAUGCUUGUUCAAGAACAUGAAGAAAAACAGCAUGUCAAACUACUCGGCUGCUCCUAAAGAAUUGAUGGACCAGAGCAAGUCUGAAUUCUUCAGGAAAGGAAUUGCUGGAGACUGGAAGAAUCAGCUAACAGAGGCAGAAGCAGAAUGCUUUGAUGCUGUUUACAAAGACAAAAUGAAAGAUGUCAAAUAUAAAUUUGUUUGGGAUUAAAAGACUAAAUGAAAGUCAUUUCAUCAUAGAAUUAGAGAAACAAAGUAGAGCAUUAAAUGGUUUGUUGAUAUGUAUUCAUGAGGUAAUUUUGUAGUUAUCAACAUAAAACUGGUAACAGCAUUCUGAUUGGUGCAAAACCAAAAUCAACUCUGUUUAAGUGAAACCCUGGUGGAGUGAGGGGGUUGUCAGGGUCGGCGCACUUCAGUGGUGAUGUUGAAAGAGCCCGCGAAAUAAUUUUCCACUAGGCUAGAGAACUGUGAAACUUAUAAUAUCCAAUGUCACUGAAUGAGAGUGACGAUAGGACCAGUAAAAUGUAACAUGUAUUUGUUUAUUCUAUGCCAUUUUGUUUUCUGCUUCCAAACUUUCAAAUGAUGUACUUUUAACUCAAUACCAUUUAUAUUAACUCUUAAGUUGCUUAUUCUGCAGAUUUUAAAGCAUAAAAUGUGAUAAAAAAGCUAUAUUGUUACAGAUAAAGCUACCCCCUCAUGCACAAGUAAUUAAAAGCAUGUGAUAUAAACAUUCAAAAAUUAUGAUCUAGUAAUAUAGUGCAUAUAUUCUGCAUAAUUAAAGUAUAUUCUAAUGCUCAAACAUUUGUUCCAUUACUUAACCUCCUAAGACCUGAACUCUUCCACGGCAUGCAUUUUUAAUUUCUCUUUGAUAUUUGGUCACAUUGGGGCCUGAUGAAUGUAAAAACAAAGAAUUACCAGAUUUUUUUUUUAACCUUAAUUUUGUUUUUAAGAAAAAUAAGAGCCACAUAUGAGGAUAUUUGUUUAAAAUUUUGAUAGAACAGUAGCAGUAUAAUGUCCUCGUAAGUGGAUAUCAGGCCCUUGUAGAGCAAAACUGAGUAUUUUGAUCUAAAUAACCCAAAAUGUGAUGUCAGGUCCUAGGAGGUUAAGUAGAUUUAUGCCUUUAUUCAAUAUGAAACAGUUUUUACAUUUGGGUGCAAUGCAACUUUACAUAUAAUACUUUUGCAUCCACACACAGGUCUGCACAAGUAUGGAAGUUUUCCUGUGCUGUGUGUUUUUCUGGUCAAAUGCUCCGAAGUGUCGCAAGGAGUUAUGCUACCCUCUGUAGCUCAGAUCAUACAUCCUGUUGUCUGUUAAAGUGUUCAUUGUGCCAGAUUAAAGCCCUAAAAUCUUGCCUAAGUCAUGUUUGCUAAAUGUUACUACAUGUACAAUAUUGUUAGAAAGAAGGUACAAGCUAGCAGUGUAUGGGACAUCAAUGAUAAAGUGGUGUAAAUCAUAAUUCAGUUCAAUGCAAUUUUACAUCACCAGUCAUCUGAAGGCACUUUAGAUUAUAAGGUAAAGAUCAUUCAGUAUAAGACAGAAAACAGCAACAAUCAGAAUAUCCCUUAUGAAAAAGCCCUUGGAGAGAGUGGGAAGGAAGAACUCUAUUUCAGCAUGAAAAUACAUCUUGCAGAACCGGACUCAGUCAUCUGCCAUGACAGGCUGUGAAGUGACCAUAAAGACACAGAGUAAAACACAAAAUGUAUGAGAAGAUAAAACCAGUGACGGUUAAUGGUGUCAUACUGAUUAUCAUGUUUGCUUUCACAG